Molecule: messenger RNA, 1115 nt
Organism: Cydia pomonella (codling moth)
Lineage: Eukaryota; Metazoa; Arthropoda; Insecta; Lepidoptera; Tortricidae
Exons: 6
Coding region: 528-1115 (195 amino acids)
Cellular component (GO): nucleus
Molecular function (GO): zinc ion binding
Source: RefSeq, a predicted model, not a curated record
CCGUUUUACCAAAUAUCAGCGUUUACAGUAAUUGAAAUGUAAAAAAAUGGUUCAUAUGCAAAAAUAUCAAACAUUGAACAUUUUUGCUGCAUCAGACAUUUGCUGAUAUACCGUGAAACGGAAAAUGAUUAUCAGGCUUGAAAACGGGACUGAUUUCGGGCCCGAAGUUGGGAAGUGUGAAUGUAAUUGGUGCUAAAGUGUGGAUGUUUAUUGCAAGGUCAAUUGGCACCUUAAGUUUCUUUCUCUGUGUCUGUGGUGUUUUUACAAAGAGCAUAUAAUCACUACGUUCUAGUGUUUUUAGUGUGUUGAUUAUUAUUAGGAGUAGCAGAGUAUUUAGGUAUUUAGCGAUUAUAUUAAGAUUUCAACUGUUUUUUAUCAUCAAUCUCAACGGGAGUGACUCCUAAAUAUUUUCUCGACAUUUAAGUGUAAUUUUGUUGAACCAUAGUACUAAAACCGAUUAGUAAGGAUCGUGAGGCUGUAUUGAGUUGUUAUCAAUAUAUUUCCUUUAAAUCUGUGUAAUAUAUGCAAUGGAGAUGAUACACCAGUGCCACUGCUGCCUGCGGCGGCCUCCAUCGAAAGAUAUGGAGACGCCGUACACCCGUCUCGGAAUAACGGAGAUAUAUUCGGUCAUGUUAGAAGAAUGCUUUGCAAUUGAUGUAACUGUGGGCAAAGACGGCAAGAGUGGGAUCUGCGAGAAAUGUGUGGGCCAGCUGCGGGAAGCAUGCCACUUCAAGCUGCUAGUGCAGCACAGCCAGGCCAAGCUGCGAGAGAGUUUGGAGAUGGAGUAUCAUGUCAAAGACAAGGAGCCCCCGGCUGUGCCGUCUGAAGAAGGAACAUGUGACAAUACCUCGCUACAUGAAGAGUUAAUCAUGAAGUCCGAAUGCGAGGAUUCGGACGCGGCGAACAACGAGGACUGCAUGUCACCCGCGUCGGGCGAUGUAGCCGGCGCGGAGACGGAGGCCGCCCGCGCCGAGGAGCAGCUCGCUCGGGCUUGCUGCGUGCGGCUCGAGCGCCUCCGCGCCGCUCCGCCCGCGAGCCGGCCGCGCCCCGCCGCCCCGCGCCGCGCCCGCGCGCUGCGGGGGGCGCCCGCGUCCGCCGUCCGCCGUAACACAUAA